GUCUGAUUUCAGCGGACUUAGGGCCCGUUUCAGAGAAUGGGACAUGCAACAUGAAUUCGAACCUUUACCGCACCGAGACAGAAAGAUCGACAAGAUCGUGAUCCACGAAGGCUUCAACAAGCGGCAAAUGUUCAACGACUACGCCGUGUUGAUCCUGGAUUUUCCUGUGGAGCUGGACGAUCACAUCGACACCGUCUGUCUGCCUGGGCCUCGGACGAAUUUCGUCGGUCGUCGAUGCCACGUAUCGGGAUGGGGGAAAUCACAGCUCGAGGAGGGGCGACACCAGGCGGCGCUGAGGAAGAUCGAGCUACAGAUGGUGGAGAGGGCGCGGUGCCAGGACAAACUGAUGGAAGCCGAAUUCUGCCCUUCCUUCGUCCUUCAUCCCAGCUUCCUCUGUGCCGGCGGGGAACUCGCCAAGGGAGUGUGCAAGGGCGACGGAGGCAGUCCACUCGUGUGCCUGGACCCAUUGACGAACCACUACGUCCAGGCCGGGAUCGUGUCGUGGGGGAUCGGGUGCGGGGAGCGGAACGUCCCGGGGGUUUACGCGGAUGUCGCGAAGGCUUCCGAUUGGAUCGAGGAGGUUCUCUCGACGCACCUGGCGUGUCUGCAACCCGAUUGGAGCAAUGAGGUUCCCGGUCCCGUGAUAAUUUAU
Molecule: messenger RNA, 652 nt
Organism: Darwinula stevensoni
Lineage: Eukaryota; Metazoa; Arthropoda; Ostracoda; Podocopida; Darwinulidae
Source: the annotation of a GenBank genome assembly